AUGUACGUGGUUCCUCCGCCUAAGAGGCCCGAUCCGCUAUCCGGAUCCACAGAUGGGUUUGAUGCCCUUCGGAUUUACCAGACUUGGAAAGGAAGCAAUAAAUUUUUUCUUCAUGGAAGGUUUAUAUUUGGGCCAGAUGCGAGGUCAUUGUGGCUCACCAUGUUCCUGAUUGUGGCUCCUGUCAUUGUUUUUUGUAUCUUUGUUGCAAGAAAGCUGAUGAAUGAUUUUUCACACCACUGGGGAGCAUCAAUUAUAAUUGUCGCCAUUGUUUUCACAUUUUAUGAUUUAAUUCUUCUCCUACUAACUUCUGGAAGAGAUCCAGGUAUAAUUCCUCGUAAUGCUCAUCCGCCAGAACCUGAAGGUUACAAUGGAAGUGCAGAAGGAGCACAAACCCCACAGUUACGCUUGCCUCGCAUCAAGGAAGUUGAGGUCAAUGGCUUUACUGUGAAGAUUAAGUACUGCGACACCUGCAUGCUUUAUCGACCUCCCCGCUGCUCUCACUGUUCAAUUUGUAAUAACUGUGUUGAACGAUUUGAUCAUCACUGCCCUUGGGUGGGGCAGUGCAUUGGACUGAGGAACUACCGUUUCUUCUUCAUGUUUGUCUUCUCGACGACUCUUCUUUGUAUAUAUGUUUUCAGUUUCUGCUGGAUUUACAUAAAAAGGAUUAUGGAUACUGACGACUUAUCGAUAUGGAAAGCAAUGGUCAAGACCCCUGCUUCUAUUGUUCUAAUUGUCGACACCUUUAUAUCAGUUUGGUUUGUUGGUGGUCUUACUGCAUUCCAUCUGUAUCUCAUCAGUACAGAUCAGACUACUUACGAGAAUUUUAGAAAUCGAUAUGAUCUGCGUGCCAAUCCCUAUAACAAAGGAGUUGUGCAGAACUUCAAGGAAAUAUUUUGCAGCCCUGUCCAUCCAUCUAAGAACAAUUUUAGGGCAAAGGUACCAAGGGAACCUGCUUUGCCGGCUCGAUCUGUGGGUGGGGGUUUUGUUGGUCCAAAUAUGGGUAAAGCGGUAGUGGACAUUGAGAUGGGAAGGAAGGCAGUGUGGGGAGAUGUUGGUGCUUUCUUGGAUCAACACGAAGGGCAGGUAAGUGACAACGAUGGCUUAAACAUCAAGGAUCGUGGACUAGGCGAAAUGUCCCCAGAGAUAAGGAACACUGUAGAUGCAGGUGAUCGUGCUGGAAUACAUCCCAGGCGAGCCAGUUGGGGAAGGAAAAGUGGAAGCUGGGAAAUGUCACCUGAAGUUCUUUCUUUGGCAUCUAGAAUGGGAGAAUCGAACCCAACUGGAGGAAGCAGCAGCACUCUCCGACCAACAUAG
Fraxinus pennsylvanica is the source of this 1314-nucleotide messenger RNA. NCBI's taxonomy places the organism in Eukaryota, Viridiplantae, Streptophyta, Magnoliopsida, Lamiales, Oleaceae. The record is from the annotation of a GenBank genome assembly.